Fonsecaea multimorphosa CBS 102226 is the source of this 1209-nucleotide messenger RNA. RefSeq lists its product as uncharacterized. Gene Ontology annotation, biological process: regulation of DNA-templated transcription. Lineage: Eukaryota; Fungi; Ascomycota; Eurotiomycetes; Chaetothyriales; Herpotrichiellaceae. Gene Ontology annotation, cellular component: nucleus. The record is from RefSeq and is a predicted model, not a curated record. The transcript has a single exon. Gene Ontology annotation, molecular function: transcription cis-regulatory region binding; DNA-binding transcription factor activity, RNA polymerase II-specific. Bases 1 to 1209 code for a protein of 402 amino acids.
AUGCUCCUCGCAGCCGUCCUCACAGGGAGCAGCGCCGACCCAGAGUUCGAACGGCAAGCGGGCGAGGUGUUUAGACAUGUGCUCGCCGACCGAGUCAUUGUCCGGGGCCAGAAGAGCAUGGAGUUGUUCCAGAGUUUGCUGACCUACUUGCUGUGGUAUCACCACCGGUUUGACCCCGAGACCCUCCAGUACUACCAGCUCCUGCAACUUGCCAACGGCAUGGUCGCCGAUCUCGGGCUCCCCAGGAGAUUUGCCAGAGACGGCAAUUCAUCACCCUCUGGGGAAGAAGAUGUGAACGCUGUUCGAGCAUUCUUGCUGUGCUACUACAUCAAUUGCUUUGGCGCCGUGCUCGGCUACGACAGGCCCGAGAACAUGCGGUGUAUCGAGAGCUUGCGGAACGCGGCGAGCUUGCUGGCUGAGGUUUCGCCACGGUCUAUCGACAAGGAAGCCUCUGCGCUGGUCGAGCUGCUACACCUUGUAAGCCUACAUCGGAUAGACCAGAACCGGUCUGAACCUCGCAUUUUGCCAUCGCAGGGCCUCGCCGAGUGGAAGACAACAUACCUACAGCCAGAGACGUCUGCGAGCUUGAGGUCGAGCUACCAUUUCGUCGCGGGAUACAGUGUGCUGAAGGGCUCGAGUGCAAAGUCCAUGUCCGCCCAGGAUGCGCGAGUGUGCGUCGAGCAAUUCGAAGAACUCCUGUCUCACAUCCUGAGCCAGAAGCUCGGCUACCUUGUCCAGCUGGGCACCAUCGAGUGGGGGCACUUGAUCACCGCUCUCUUUUGCCUCGCUCGUCUGGAGAGGGCUGAAGUGCUAGAACUGGGCAGAGCGGGUUCUUCCCUCCUGGGUCAUCCACCACUCACAGAUCUCUAUGUCGGGCGCUUUCGAACUCUUAUGGCUGACCUGGUGGCGCAGGCCAAGACAAACACGGUCUUGCUGGCUCCGCACCUUUUGGGCUGGCUCGACAAGAUAUUGACAGCAGUCAUGCAGCAGGUCGGCUCAUCGGAGGCAUCCCAAGGUUUUCAUAACGAUGAGGUUGGCGGCUGUCAUCAUCCGGAAUCGGCCUAUGAGCUCGUCAACUCCUUCAUCGACGAGAAAGGCCGUGUACGAGAUCCCAAAUCAAGGGGCUCAACCGCGGUAAGAAACCCUGGCCGUGCGCACGACGAGGAAGACUUCUGGACCGAUUUCAUGUCGGACUGGCUGAAUUGGUAG